ACAUACAGUGCGCAUUGUGAACGCCUACUCAUCGCCACCACCAAACUGCACACACAAACCACCUUCUUGCUUGCUUCGUCUUUGUCAUCGCUCCCUGCCUCUCGCCCAUCACAACAACAACAGCUGCUACGCAUCAUCAAUAUGAACGCCCAGGACAAGUGCAUCGAGUGCCAGGAGGUCGUCGGCACACGACGAUUCUGCACCAACUGCGGCAAGGAGAACCCAAAGUUCAAGGAAACGUCGUAUGACGAGACAGAGAACUCCAAAGUCAUCUUCACCCGCACCUUGUAUCCGUACUGCCUCCUGUCGUGCAUCGCCUGCUCACCAGUGAAGAUCAAGGUGACAACGAAGCGCAUUGACACGGCAUCUGGCUGCUGCUUUGGCAACGAGGACACACUUGACUUGCGCCGUGUCAAGGACAUUGGCUUUGACCGCUCCUGCUUCCAAAUGUGCAUCAACAGAGGAACCAUCACAAUCUGUGCGGCUGACGAGACACACUCUGAGUUGCGCGUGUCGUGCUUUGGUGCGAAGAAGGUCUUCAACGAGCUGCGAACCAUCUGGAACCAGACAAAGCUCGGCACUGUCGUCGAGUAAGCCGGGUGAUGCAACACACGCUCUCCGUGCAAUGCCGUGUUGUGCAGCAGUCUUGUGCUGUGACAAAGUGUGGCGUGGUGUUGUGGCUCGGCUGGUACUGCACACCAAACAUAACACAACACCAGCAUGCACGGCACCUUGCUCUGGAGCACAAGCUUCCAUAUUCUUUUGUUGUUUGGUUAGAUUACCACCACCCCCUCUCCUUCCUCCUCCUCGUCAUGCACCGUGAUAACGCGUGUUCAUGGCCACUUGCAUAUCUGGCCCUUCACUCCCCUGUUUCUGCUUGUGGUUCCGCUCGUAUUGCUGUUGUGUUGUUGUGUGUGUGUGUGUGUGUGUUUUUCAUCGGUUGCUAUCAUGGUUUCUCCUCUCCUGUACAUGCACACUCCUCUUCGUCGUCGUCCUUGUUGCUCUGAUUCACUCUCUAAACCGAUGCAAUGACAGA
Molecule: messenger RNA, 1036 nt
Organism: Salpingoeca rosetta
Lineage: Eukaryota; Choanoflagellata; Craspedida; Salpingoecidae
Exons: 4
Coding region: 142-594 (150 amino acids)
Source: RefSeq, a predicted model, not a curated record